AGUUUUGAGAGUGCGUUUGAAGGUGUGGGGUGCUCGGGCUGGGCUCGUGUGACAGGGUGUGCCUUUGUGUUGAACCAUCUAGACUGGACAGAAACAAUCCAGCGUAUAUUUAUAUACUUGGGAGCGCUUCUAAUUGAAAUGGUAGUGCUCCUACCAAUGUAAAUAUCAACAUGGAUUUGGGCCUUGAUUGAUUCGAGAAAGCUAGCUGGUUGGUUGAGUCAGAGUUGAAGAGGUUGUUCUUCAGUUGAGGUUGAACUGAACUGCACCUGAUUCAAACAUUGCAGUUAGUGCAACAGGUGUGCGUGUGGCUCGUGGCUUUGAUAGAGAAUAAACAGUUUCUGAAGACUCGACAAAAUGGGUCGACAGUGCUUGCUUCCCUUGGAGCUAGCUGACUGCUUGACAGACAGCCCCUACUUCCGGCAAAAUCUGCAUGCUUAUGAAAAGGAGCUUGAAAACACCAGUGCAUCAAUUAAAUCUCUGGUGAAGGACAUCAAAGAAGUUCUUGAUGCCGCAAAACAGCUGUCGCGAUGUCAGCGGGCGUUCGCCAACAGUCUGGACAAAUUCCAGUUCGACUGUAUCGGCGGAUCACAGACGGAUGACGAGAUCGUCAUCGCCGGCAGUCUCAAACAGUUCGCCUCGCUCAUCAACCUGAUCGAGGAGGAACGCCAGCGAAUGCUCGAACACGGCCACAAACAGGUGAUCGGAGCACUGGACACAUUCCGAAGGACGCACAUCGGCGCCGCAAAGGAGGGCCGGAAGAAGUUUGAGAAGCAGACGCAGAAGUUCUGCUCCAGCUUGGAGAGGCACCUGAACCUGUCCACCAAGAAACUGGAGAACCAGGCCAUGAAAGAGGCGGAUGCAGCUCUGGAAAUGGAGCGGCGAUACUUUGUUCAGGCCAGUCUCGACUACGUCUGCAUGCUGCAAGAAGUGCAAGAGCGCAAGAAGUUUGAGUUUGUGGAAACGCUGCUGGGCUGUAUGUACGGCUGGAUGACAUUCUACCAUCAGGGACACGAGAUGGCCAACGACAGCAAGGGACAGAUGCGAGACCUCCAGAUGCGACUCCAGAAGACUCGGGAAGAGUUCGAGUCAACUCGCAGUGAGGUGGAGUCACUCAAAAACAAGAUGAUGCAGGAUGUGCGACAAGCGAAGCCACUGGACGCUGGAACCCGGCAUGGUUACCUCUACCUCAUGGAGAAGAAGGCGUUCGGCUACACGUGGACCAAACACUACUGCAAGUACCACAAGAAGACGAAGCUGUUGUCUCUGAUGCCGUACAAUCAGCAGACCGGAAAACUGAGUCAAAAUGACGACAUGGUGGUCCGCUCGUGUGUGCGGCGCAGCUCCGAGUCUAUCGAGCGGCGGUUCUGCUUUGACGUCACAGCCGAGGACCGGGAGGGACAGGUGUACACGCUGCAGGCCAUGUCAGAGGACGACUUGCGACUCUGGCUGGACGCCAUGGACGGAAAGGAACCGACGUACUCCAAGUACGGCUCGGACCAGCGCAGUGAGGUCACCGCCCUGGACGACAACGGCUUCCACUUUGUCACGACGUGCAUCGCGCAGCUGGAGGGCCGCGGCCUGGAGGAGCAGGGACUCUACCGGGUGGUCGGCGUCAGCUCAAAGGUCAGUAAGCUUGUGCAGCUGGGCCUGAACCGGCAGAAGCUCGAGAAGGUCUCCCUCGACAACGUGGUCGAGUGGGAGACCAAGACGCUGACCAGCGCCAUCAAGACGUUCUUCCGCAGCCUGCCAGAGCCGCUGAUGACCUUCCAGUUGCACAGCGCCUUCAUCAACGCCGCCAAGGCCGAUAGCUCAGUCAGGGUAGCCGAGAUCCACAAGCUGGUGAGGAAGCUACCCGCAGUCAACUACCGGAUGCUCAAGAUCCUCAUGCAGCACGCACAAAACGUGAGUCGGAAGAGCGACAAGAACCUGAUGUCUGUGAGCAACCUGGGCGUGUGCUUCGGACCGACACUGCUGCGGCCGGAGGAGGAAACCAUGGCCGCCAUCAUCGACAUCAAGUUCUGCAAUACCGUCAUCGAGAUCCUCAUCAGGCACUUCGACACGAUAUUCAACAGUGGCACGGCGCUGCCCAGUCCGGUAGAGACCAAUGGAGGGACCCAUUACGGUAACGGACCGGUGCCCGCCCCACCGCCCGGCAUCAUAUCGGCCACUGCUCAGCCGAUCCAGGUGACGUACGAGGCCGAGCAGCUGGCCCGACAGUCAGCCCGGCCGGCCGGCUCGGUGCGCCGCCACCCGCCCCCCUACGCCCACCCGCCGCCGCCCUCGUACGCCGGCCAGCACCCGCCGCCCCCGCCCCCGCCCGCCGGCGGCGGCGCGGCCACGGCGCUGGCAGCGUCGGCAGCGGCUGCCAUCGAACCGCCCAGACAGAAGCCGCUUCAUGUCUAUAACCCGACCACCCUUCUCGCCGACCGGGAUCGAGAUCGGGUGGAGGGCGGCAGCCUCACCAACAACAGUAUGAGCAGCAGCAACGAGUCGCUGUCGUCGCGCUCCUCGAGGGACCUGCAGCACACCACGUCAUCCAGCUCGUCACCGUACACCCGCUCGAAGCUGGGAUCCUGUGCCCACCGAGCUACCGGCCCCACUCAACCUGUAAGUACCUCUACUGACC
This is a messenger RNA of Amphibalanus amphitrite, 2626 nucleotides long. RefSeq names its product rho GTPase-activating protein 26-like. Gene Ontology annotation, cellular component: cytoplasm. Gene Ontology annotation, biological process: signal transduction. The annotation marks the transcript as partial. Lineage: Eukaryota; Metazoa; Arthropoda; Thecostraca; Balanomorpha; Balanidae. The record is from RefSeq and is a predicted model, not a curated record. Gene Ontology annotation, molecular function: protein binding; GTPase activator activity. The transcript has 18 exons.